UGGCUGCCAAUCAGAUUAUAUCUCUUCAUAGCCAAUGGGGAUAAAGCAAGCUAGAUGGCUGGGUGUGUUGUGUUGGAGUUUAAACUUUGGACCCGAGAGGAAGAGCUGAGAGAUACAGUGGAGACCCUUUAGGGACGAAGACAAAGCUACUUCACAACAAAGUGAACUGGAUAUUUUGGCUGAAUCUUUGUUGUCUUGGGGGCUUCUCUAGUGUGCCACACAAACAGAGGAAUUAUGGAGCACUACCCAGAUCAGGGUUGUGAUGGCAUUGAGCUGCUUGACUUGCUGUUUGAUCAAAAUGAUGGAAUUCUCCGUCAUGAAGAUACAGAACACCAUGGCAACCAUCACACCUGGUCAAUCCAGGACCCAAAUGUGCGUGGGACUGUGGGAUCUAUAAUGCCACUCAUACAUGCUACAAAUAACUGUUUGCUUUCUGUCUACUGUGUAGUUCAUCCAUGGUGUGCUAUGCUGCAGCCGCCUGAACAGGCAGACGAUGACUUCCUCAAUGCCCUGCUGAGUGGAAGGGACUCUGUGUCUGGCUCACCUCUCUGGUCCCCAUCUCCCAGUGACAGUGGGAUCAGUGAGGACCCUCCCUCGGAUCAGAUGGACAGUCCGCCGCGCCCUGAGAGCCCUCCUGGGGAUACUCAAUACUUCAGCAAUAGGCCACAAAGAAAGGCAGGCCUGGAGGCCAAUGUCUCCAUUGACCUCAAUGGCUGGGAACCUGCAUUUCCAAUGUGCAGGACGAGGAUUACACAACAUCCCUCUAAUGUACAUAGACCACAGCUGUCCUCUGGCUUCCCGCUAACUGUCAAAGAUCUGCUACUGUCAGGCACACCGGAGCCGCCCCCACAGCCAGCCCAACAGUCCAUUCAAGAGUUGAUUCUCAAUGAAGAUGAGAAGAAGCUCUUAGCCAAGGAGGGGGUGACUCUGCCCAGCCAACUACCUCUCACAAAGUACGAAGAAAGAAUUCUGAAGAAAAUACGCCGAAAGAUUCGCAACAAGCAGUCUGCCCAGGAGAGCAGGAAGAAGAAGAAGGAAUAUAUUGAUGGACUGGAGAGCAGGAUGGCUGCCUGCAAUGCACACAACCAGGAGCUGCAGAGGAAAGUGUCACAGCUGGAGAAAUGCAACAUGUCACUGAUGGAACAGUUGCGCAGGCUGCAGGCUCUGGUCAUGAAUACAUCUAGCAAGCCAGCUCAGACUGGGACAUGUGUACUGGUGCUUCUGCUGUCCUUCUCCCUAAUCCUGUUCCCCAGCCUCAAGCCCUUCUCUGACACCAAGGUCAGCCAAGGAGACUUCAGUCCAGUCAGAAUCCAGUCACGGUCCCUCCAGAACCUCCAGGCCUCCCGUGUGCUGCACGUCAUUGACGCUCCAUUCCCCACUGAGGAUGAAUCAGAAUCUCAGCACCGGCAUCUCCCAGGAGACCAGGGAUUGGAAGAUAUUACCACCCUGAUGGAAAAGCUGGGGGUAAAUCAAGAGCAGUCCACUUUGGAAGCUGUGUCUCUGAACAGCAGUCAGGAGGAAAGAAUCGGCCAUUUCCACGUAGACCCAAUUACUGGUCACAUAGCCACUUUGACCUUGGACCCCCACCGCUCUGCCAAGCUGCGACCACAUGCUGAUGACAUGUAAGAAAAACGAAGAAAUUAUCCCCACAUGAAUUCCCUAAAUCGUCCUCCUCCUCCUAAUGGUAGAGCAGGGAAUUAUCCGGGGCUGCUGUUUACACACAGACAGGGAAAUUAAGUUUUAAUCAUUCCUGUUUUGCCUUUCAUAUAUAUAUUCAGUCCCUAUGCCUUUGCCUUUUUUGUGAUACUGUUUUAUAUCAGUUUAUGGAUUUGAAUCUUACACUAAAAUUGCCUGUCAAGAUAAACUGUGUAUCUUGUGCCUCCCUGGCUUUGAUAAAAUGCCAGUGUAAUUAGUGUGUUUGGGACUGUCAAAAACUGGGUAAAUAGAGCUGUGAUGAUGUGUACAGUCUUGAUCUCAACGGAUAAUUUGUAAAAUGUUAAAGGAUUUUGAAAGCAUGUUUUCAGUGAAGAGUUGAUUGGAGCCAUUUUAGAUUGAUUCAUGGAUAAAACUUCCUCAAAUAAAAGAUCUCAAAAC
Molecule: messenger RNA, 2094 nt
Organism: Toxotes jaculatrix (banded archerfish)
Lineage: Eukaryota; Metazoa; Chordata; Actinopteri; Toxotidae
Gene: creb3l3a
Product: cAMP responsive element binding protein 3-like 3a
Exons: 10
Coding region: 235-1626 (463 amino acids)
Biological process (GO): regulation of transcription by RNA polymerase II
Cellular component (GO): nucleus
Molecular function (GO): RNA polymerase II cis-regulatory region sequence-specific DNA binding; DNA-binding transcription factor activity, RNA polymerase II-specific
Source: RefSeq, a predicted model, not a curated record